AUGUAUAUUGGAUGGUUUGAUAAUUUGGUUCAUCAAAUUCGAUCAACUGAUGGCGCUUUGCUGUAUAAAUUAUGCAAAAAUAAAUUCUCCAUGCAGACUACAUUCACAGAUGCAAUUUCGAAGUCAAAUCAAAACAUUGAAACUGAGAUAAAAAGAGUAUUGCUAUACAUAAAGAUAGGCAUGAAAAUGAAGAAAGACCUAUGGCAGAUAAUUGAGAAGAUGACAGACAAGGAGGUGCAGAUGAUAAUCGUCAAUGGGCUAGAAAGCGGAGACAUAAGAAACGAGGAAUCCAGCAGAGCACAAGACGUGAGGUUCAUAGAAAAAAAGGUCCGAGAAAGGCUGGUCGAGAAAGAGAAACCCAAGGAAAAAGCGGAGAAAGCAGCAAUGAUAGACGCGGAAAGGAAAAUAAUGGAAGCGGAAAUACAUAAAAAAGUCAGAGCGGAAAUAGAAGCAGAGUUCAAAAAAUGGGCGGCACAGCUGAAGUUGGAAAUGCGCAAAAAUGAGAGCACGGAGUUUUUAGUGGGGAUCCAGAAAAGGGUAGCGAGAUUGGAAGUGAAAAACAGAGCAUUUACUAAGAGGUGCUACACCUGCGGAAAACUAGGACACAUAUCGACGGCCUGCUAUUCGGCGGGGCUGAAUGGCCCCGGCAGCAGCAUUAAUAAACGGGAAAGUGCCCAUUUGCUUAAAAAUGGUGGCGAGAGAAAGUCGACAGUAGUAGUUGAAGAGCCGAAAGGCUUCAAAGAUAAGACAGGUGGCCGCCAAUAA
Nematocida major is the source of this 765-nucleotide messenger RNA. RefSeq lists its product as uncharacterized. Lineage: Eukaryota; Fungi; Microsporidia. Bases 1 to 765 code for a protein of 254 amino acids. The transcript has a single exon. The record is from RefSeq and is a predicted model, not a curated record. Gene Ontology annotation, molecular function: nucleic acid binding; zinc ion binding.